Messenger RNA from Morone saxatilis (striped sea-bass), 1636 nucleotides. Its product is annotated as claudin-4-like. Gene Ontology annotation, molecular function: structural molecule activity. Gene Ontology annotation, biological process: bicellular tight junction assembly; cell adhesion. The transcript has a single exon. Lineage: Eukaryota; Metazoa; Chordata; Actinopteri; Moronidae. The coding region runs from base 129 to 764 and encodes 211 amino acids. Gene Ontology annotation, cellular component: bicellular tight junction; plasma membrane. The record is from RefSeq and is a predicted model, not a curated record.
GACUGUGGUAUCACAUACCCUCAUGUCUGUGUCCCUUCUUCCCACACAACAACCUAUAAAUAUAAGCUCACAUCAUUCCACUUGUCUUUCUUUUUGGAUUUUGAUGUGUGUGGAGCAAAGCCGGCAAAAUGGUUUCUCAGGGGAUUCAGAUCAUUGGUAUAUCUAUGGCUGUGAUCGGUUGGUUCAUGGUCAUCGUGGUGUGUGCCUUGCCAAUGUGGAAGGUCACUGCUUUCAUUGGAGCCAACAUUAUCACAGCUCAGACCAUCUGGCAGGGCAUGUGGAUGAACUGUGUGGUGCAGAGUACAGGACAGAUGCAGUGCAAGGUGUAUGACUCCAUGCUGGCUCUGCCACAGGACCUGCAGGCCGCUCGUGCCAUGAUUGUCAUCUCCAUCCUGACUGGAGUCUUUGGAUUGGUCGUGUCAGUCGCUGGUGGGAAAUGCACUAACUGCAUAGAGGACGAGCGAUCCAAGGCGAAGGCUUGCAUCCUGGCUGGAGUUUUGUUCAUCAUCUCGGGGUUGCUCUGUCUCAUUCCAGUCUCUUGGUCUGCCAACAGCAUCAUCAACAAUUUCUACAACCCACUGUUGAUCGAAGCCCAGAGGUAUGAGUUAGGAGGGGCGCUGUAUAUCGGCUGGGCGGCUGCGUCACUGCUGCUGAUGGGAGGGGGACUACUGUGUUGGAAUUGCCCACCGAAACAUGAACACCCCCACUACGUACCCAAAUUCACACCUGUGAAGUCAGUCUCCACAUCAAGAGAAUACGUAUAAGAUGGUUUGCACUUCCUACAUGGACUCUUGAGGUCACAGGAAUGGCAACAGAGAAAUAAAAUCAUACAACCUGCCAAUUUAACUAUAGAAUGAAAUCACAACUUGCCAUGAGCUGAAUCCUGAGUUUUGAUUGACUGCAUGUUUCAACCUGCAUGUGGACCUUUCUCACAGGGGACAUUUUGUCCUGUCAAGCAAGUUUAACUAAAAGCAUAAACAAAGGCUUCAUUGCAUUUAGUUGUGUCAACGGGGCUCUGAGAUUGUGCAGGCUGGCUCACUGUCACACCUAGAUGGAACGAAGCUGUAUUCAAUGUUACCACUGAGCAUGUUCCUGCUAUGAUGAGUUUGUUUGAGAAAAGGUUUGCUGUGGAAAAUGUCUGUUCACUUAAACACCAGAAACUUCAUUCAUGUCUCAGUAUAAACUUGAUACUAAAAAUAAAGUUAACUUAAAACUUAAAAUGAAAAAGCCUUUUUUAAAUCUACGUUGUUUUUUUGUUUUUUUUUGUGGCUGGUUGAUGAAUAACCAGGAUUUGUAUCAUGAUUAUAAUUAAUCUGUGUAAAUAUUUAGUCAGAUUCUUGUAAGGAUUUCCCAGUGUAAUUAUCUUUAUUGUCUUUCAGAUGGUAACAUCUCAACAAAUAAAUGGAGGAAAAAACACAGCUUACAUCAUGUAUAACUUGCAGUAUACGAUAUAUAAUGUCUAACUAACAAAUUUCACAUCUCUUACGUCUGUCUUGAUAACAAAAAGGGUGUCAGUUAUUGUUCUCUCCUGCAAAAACACUUGUUGGUUUAAGGAAAGUCUAAGCAUUUUUAUCUGUAUCACGUAAAAAUCUGUUUCUAAAUCUUGUCAUGUUACUGUAAAUAAACUAUACACUCA